Hydractinia symbiolongicarpus is the source of this 729-nucleotide messenger RNA. Its product is annotated as cysteine-rich protein 2-like. The coding region runs from base 123 to 677 and encodes 184 amino acids. The transcript is spliced from 8 exons. The record is from RefSeq and is a predicted model, not a curated record. Lineage: Eukaryota; Metazoa; Cnidaria; Hydrozoa; Anthoathecata; Hydractiniidae. Gene Ontology annotation, molecular function: zinc ion binding. Gene Ontology annotation, biological process: intrinsic apoptotic signaling pathway in response to DNA damage; regulation of gene expression.
CCAACUAAUGGUACAUGGCAACAUCUAAUACAUUGCGCUGUAUAAAAUAAAGGCGGUUAAGUUAGUCUGCAUUUCAACUUUAACUGAACGAGAGAAAACUGUAAAUUAAGAGAAAAGUAAAUAUGCCUAAGUGUCCAUCCUGCAACAAAGAAGUUUACUUUGCCGAGAAGGUAACUUCUCUUGGAAAGGAUUGGCAUCGUCCAUGUUUGAGGUGCGAGAAGUGCAAGAAAACGCUGACGUCAGGUGGCCACGCAGAGCAUGAUGGAAAGCCAUAUUGCAAUAAACCGUGCUACAGUGCACUUUUCGGUCCCGGUGGUUUUGGACGUGGUGGUUCAGAGUCCGUCCAGCUAAUGCAAAAAUCUAAUUACAAAUUCAACCAACUUUACUCGUAUGACGAUAACAAACGCAGCAAAGAGUUGCACAGUAACAAUAUUUACUUAUACACGAUGCCAAAGUGUCCAACUUGUAGUAAAGAAGUUUACUUCGCUGAAAAAGUGACGUCGUUGGGAAAAGACUGGCACCGAGGUUGUCUUAGGUGUGAAAAAUGUAAAAAGACAUUAUCUGCUGGAAGCCAUUCAGAGCAUGACGGAAAACCAUAUUGUAAUAAUCCUUGCUACAGUGCACUUUUCGGUCCCGGUGGUUUUGGACGUGGUGGUGCAGAAUCGCACAAAUAUUAGUGUAUUUUAAAGAUUGGUUUUGUAGCAAAGUAGACAUAACAAAGAAAAAUGA